AAGCUCCUCGGUGGAAGAGCUGAUGGCGCGACAGAGAAGGCUGACGGUCACUGACAGUCACUGGGUUCACAGACCUCUGUCAGUCCGGCGGCAUGUCCACUGAAGCGGGCUCGUUAUCGUGCGAAGGCAUGUAUUCCAAACUCAUCGAUGACAGCGGUGUCCAGGGUGAGGAAGCGUGCAAUGCCCGACCCCCAGUUUUUGUAUCCCCAUCAACAGCAGGCAAGAGACUGGCUCAUCAUGGACCCUACAGAGUGGCUACAGCAUGUCUUUCUGCUUUCUGUCUCAUCUUACUCCUGGUGUUGGUGGCAAUAAGUGUUCACAAUAAGAGCAGUGCUGCUGUGGGCAUGGGUCAAAACUCCCAGAAUUCCUCCUCGUCACCUUCUAUACAGAUGCAGAAAGCUUGCCCAAACGUGACCUCCCUGAUUGCAGAGCAGAACAGACUUGAGAAAAAGAAUAUGGAACUGGUGGAAGAAAUCGACCAGCUGAAGGCCAAGAUUGAAAAGCUGGAGGCCACACCAACCCCACCGCCAGUGCAGUGCACUGAAGACUGGCUCUACUUCAACGGCAGCUGCUACUUCAUCUCCGUGUUUGGCCGAAGUUGGAGGGACAGCCAGAAGUACUGCAAGGAAAAAGGAGGUCAUCUUGCCAUCAUCCAUACUGCUGAGGAACAGACCUUCUUAUGGAACCUGUUGCCACGAGGUCACUGGAAUUCUUACUGGUUUGGAAUCAGUGAUGAAAAACUGGAGGGAGACUGGUACUGGGUGGAUGGAACCAAGCUGGUUGGAGGUUUCUGGGAGGAUGGAGAACCUAAUAACCACAUCAAUGAAGACUGUGGCUACAUAGUGAAGACAGAAGUGUUAAGCCGUGUGGCUACCAAGAGCUGGUACGAUGCACCAUGCUACAUGUCCUUACCCUGGAUAUGUGAGAAGAAGGCCGAGUCGACUUCAUCGUAACCGUUGUCAGCUUCUGAGAUUUUUCGACAUUCAGGGUGUGUUGUUGUUCUCAGUGUUGUUGUUUAUGUUGAUGUUUGCUUUUUAAAGCAAAGUACCAAAAAUACUAAUGUUUUAUGUGCUGAAUUUUAUACGCCUCAAACCUUUGACACAAAAGCCAAAAAACCUGGCCCAGCCAAACUAACCAUCCACUGCUCUGAGGUAACAUAUAUAAGCAUAUUAUAACUCUGGUAUCUUUGUUGGUGCCAACAGAGUGACUUCACCCUCAUUGCUCCAAUGAUCAGACGGCUAUGUUAACUGUUAUACAGGCAAUAGUCAUCUAUAUACAUAAUAUAGACACUAUUGUUUACAUGUGGUCUAAUACAGGUUCAUUCAGACUUUAUUUCGAAGUCCUUUGUUUAAGCUUUAUUUGUGUUCCGUUAUGUUGAUUAUAUCAUGCAAAAAAGUCUUGUAAAAUGUUAACUAUCUCAGGCUCUCAUAAAGAUUAAGUUGGUCUCUAAGAGCAUUUAAUUUUGAAUUGUAUUCAGCGAGAUAUUUUAUACUUAGUAACGGAGAGUCGACUGCAUGCCUGGAUUCCCUUAAGCCUAUGGUGCUAAUACCAGUUUCUAUCAGCAGAGGACAGUGUUGGGACUAUUGAUGAUUUUAGCAAUGUUGCGCUGAUGUGCUGUGUCAUGAUUUUACAUAAGAAACCAAUGCUGUUGAAUUUUCCAAUAUUAGUUCCUUUUUUUUGCUCACUUUAUAGUUUUGAUCAUAUUCAUAUUAAAUGAUGUGGCAACUGUUGUAGAGGCCCACGUUGCCUUAAAAUGAACUGUUUAACUGUAUUAGUCGGUAUAAAUUGAAUAACAAUAAUGGGAAUUGUCAUCUCUACUACUAAUAAAAGAUAUAGAGCGUAACCAAA
This is a messenger RNA of Pygocentrus nattereri (red-bellied piranha), 1848 nucleotides long. RefSeq lists its product as uncharacterized. The coding region runs from base 93 to 953 and encodes 286 amino acids. The transcript is spliced from 6 exons. The record is from RefSeq and is a predicted model, not a curated record. Lineage: Eukaryota; Metazoa; Chordata; Actinopteri; Characiformes; Serrasalmidae.